ACUACUUCCCCAACCAUGAGAGAGACCCCAAAAAACAACAACCCCCUGGUGUGAGGAGUUCUGCAGAGGAUCACUAGUGUGGCGAGUUCUGCAGAGGGACACAUCUCACUAGUAUUGACAGAGGAUCACCACGUCAUUAGUGUGUGGAGGUCCAGAGGAGCCCCACCUUACUAGUGUCUACAGAGGAGCACCACCUCUCUAGUGUGUGGAGGUCAACAGAGGCGCCGUUCUCAUCAGACCAACGCAGAGUCAGGGUUAACUGCGAAGCAAUUUCAGCUAUCUGUGAAACAGGAGAGAAAUGGGAACUUUGUCUGCGUCAUACUUUGAGAAGGGGAAGGCUUACCUGCAGUUGAACGAGGAAGAGGAUAAUGAAGAUGAAAGAAACAAGCGACAAGAACAUGUUAUUAAAGAUGCGCUGAGGGAGAGAAGACAAUCAGAUGAGCAGGAAAGAGACAAUGGAGGUGAAGAGGACGUAGAGGAGAGAAAGGAGAGGAGCAGUGAUUCAUCAGAGGACGAGACAGAUGACGAGGACGAUCGUCAGGAGAUUGAGAGGAGGAAGGAAUCCGGCAGGGUCUGUGAUUCUGAUGACCCUACAGCGGAACAGGAAGUGAGACAGGAAAGGAAGCCAGCAUGGGCUCCCAACUACUUGUGCAGGAAUGGUAGAGACGUGUACCAUUACGCCGGCAACGACAUCGUCAUCUACGAAUCCAUCGGCUCCUACGGAUCAGUGAUGUGGCCCGCGGCGCUGGCCCUCUGUUCAUACCUGGAUUCCAACCGGCUGGAGACGGAGCUCCUGGGGAAGAGAGUUCUGGAGCUGGGGGCUGGAACCGGCCUGGUGGCAAUUGUCGCCUCUCUGCUGGGAGCUGCAGUAACAGCUACAGAUCUGCCGGAUAUCUUGGGGAAUUUAACAGCUAACGUGAUGCGUAACACCAGGGGGCGCUGUCGCUUCACGCCGGAGUUCACCGCUCUCUCCUGGGGUAACGAGCUGGAGUACCUCUUCCCGCGGUCGCUCCAAAACUACGACUACGUGCUGGCAGCUGACGUCGUCUACCACCAUGACUUCCUGGCGGAGCUUCUGCUCACCAUGGAGCACUUCUGUCAGCCGGGAACCACCCUGCUCUGGGCCAACAAGGUCCGCUUCACCACUGAUCCCACCUUCACACAGAACUUCAAGGAGAGCUUCCACGCAGAGCUAGUAGUAGAGGAGGGAGACAUGAAAAUAUACAAGGCCACGAGUAGGGAGGAAGGAGGCAUGAAGAUCGAAAGGGCAGGAAGGAAACAUGAAGUUCUAAAAGGGAGGAAGGAGACAUGAAGAUCUAAAGGAGUAGAUAGCGAGAACAGAGGCAUUCAAUACUGCUCUCUGCUGUACAGUCAAGCCACUUAAUAAGGCUACAUUUAGUUUAUUACUAAAGAUAAUUUAGGUAAAACACUGCGCAUGCGCAACACUUCUGUGAGCUGUGAUCCAUCAUCCUGAAUUCACAGGAAUAUUUGCUGUUAUCUAUUUUGUGAAGUGCCUUGGUUACUGUGUUGCUUUCAACUUUUGUGUGUCUUUUUACAUUAUGUGUGUCAUAAAAUGAUAAACUUUUUAUAGGAUGACUGACUGAAGAAGCUGAUUAGAAGGGUAUCAGAUUGGAACAUAAAUAUAUAUGACGUUCAAAAAAAGUACAAUCUCACACCUGUGUAAAAUCAGAUGAAGAAAAAAAUAAAGUUUUUAAGUUAGAAAA
This is a messenger RNA of Gadus macrocephalus (Pacific cod), 1724 nucleotides long. RefSeq names its product protein-lysine methyltransferase METTL21C-like. The transcript has 7 exons. Lineage: Eukaryota; Metazoa; Chordata; Actinopteri; Gadiformes; Gadidae. Gene Ontology annotation, biological process: peptidyl-lysine methylation. Gene Ontology annotation, cellular component: cytosol; cytoplasm. The record is from RefSeq and is a predicted model, not a curated record. Bases 299 to 1312 code for a protein of 337 amino acids. Gene Ontology annotation, molecular function: protein-lysine N-methyltransferase activity.